Sinocyclocheilus grahami is the source of this 2072-nucleotide messenger RNA. Its product is annotated as recQ-mediated genome instability protein 1-like. Gene Ontology annotation, molecular function: nucleotide binding. Lineage: Eukaryota; Metazoa; Chordata; Actinopteri; Cypriniformes; Cyprinidae. The coding region runs from base 207 to 2072 and encodes 621 amino acids. Gene Ontology annotation, cellular component: RecQ family helicase-topoisomerase III complex; nuclear body. Gene Ontology annotation, biological process: double-strand break repair via homologous recombination; resolution of meiotic recombination intermediates. The record is from RefSeq and is a predicted model, not a curated record. The transcript has 4 exons.
CACGGCUUUUGAUGUGUCGCAAAGCGCUUCUUUUUUUGGCACGAGGCAUCUGAGAUGUUUUUGAAGUAUUAAUAUCAGUAAAGUAGUCAGGAGAAGCCCUGUAGUGUAGGUUAUGACUCCAGUACACUCAUUAGAGCGCAGUGGCCUUCUCACAUUAGGCUGCAUGCGGAGAGAUUUUCUGCUCUAGUGUUCGGGACAGUGAGAGGAUGUCAGUGGGUGAAGUUCAGGUUACCCAGGCAUGGCUGCGUUCUCAAUGGCACAUCCAGGUCCCUCACACUUGGCUGGACGCUUGCGUGAACUGGAUAAAGGAGGAAGCGGUUAGCGCAUCCGUGCCUCAGUCGCUGCUCAAUCAGCGCAUCCUGGAACAAUGGCUAGUGUCUGACCUGCGAGAUCUGUCCCACCCGGUGCUCCCCAAAAGAAUAUCCGAGGCACAGAAAACAGAACUAAACAGCUGUUACUGUCUUCAGAUGGACUCCCUGCUAGACGUCAACCAGCCUGCCUACACUCAGCUGCAGCGUAUUCGGGGCACCAACUGCUCCAAUGAUCAAGUCUCGGCGGUUACGCUGGAAACGCAGCGGCCGUGGGAGGCCAAGCCCACACGUAUGUUGAUGUUGCAGCUCAUGGAUGGAGUGCAGAGUCUGGAGGGUAUGGAAUACCGGCCUAUCCCGGCUUUAAGCACCAACCUGCCACCCGGGACGAAGCUACAGCUAGUCGGUCCAAUCGGCGUCUGUCUCGGGGUGUUGCUCUUGAAAGCGGAGAACGUGAAGGUGUUGGGUGGGGAGGUGGAACAGCUCUUGGAGAUUUACUCUCAGAGCAGAGUGCUUUGCGGGACACUCGGUUUGCCUGAGGAGAACCAUCCACAAGGCGAGGAACCGGAUGACCAGGAGCUCCUGGCCAGCGUAGGGGCUCCAGUAGAUCAUCAGGUAGCUGACAGCGGCUACAACAGCAUGGCUUCAGAAACUUCCUUCAGACCAUAUCAGUCGCAACCCCGUCCUCAAGCGACGCCCGUUUCCAGAGAAGACGACUGGGAUAUGGAUGAAAUUCCAGAUGACGACUUCAGAGGUAUUCCAGAUUAUUUUGAUGAUGUUCCACAAAAUGUGGUGGACGAGGACUUUGAUGACAUCCCUUUAGAGGAGCUGGACAGUGUGAUGCUGGACAACCCGAUAGAUUCAGAAGUCAUGCCAAGCAGGCGGGAACACUCUGAAAUCAAGCACCCUGAUGUAAUCCAGCCCAAUACCGAAGAACCAAGCCUUCUAAGUUUUCGCUCCACGUUUCGCUCUAGAAAUCUGCUUAGCAACACCAACCAAAGCAGAACCUUAAAUGAAGUUCCUCACACAUCUGUUACAAGUUCCUCUACACAAACAGCUGGAUCUUCUGGUUGCGAACGAGAUGCGCCUACACCACCGUACCUCUGCAUGCUACAGGCUGGCCACUGGCCGCCCGCCAAAGUUCAGGUUUUACGACUACAAGCUUUCAUCGUGACGCUAGUAGGAAAUUUGCGCAGUAGUAGGGGCGUGUGGCAACUCGGGGCCACCAUCUCUGACGGAACCGGGUACUUGGAUGUGGAUCUGUCCGACGCCAUGCUCACCAAACUCAUCGGCUACACGGCAGCAGAGGCUCGAGUGCUGCGGAAAGACCCGGCGAGACGCGGUGAGGUGGACAGCGGGAUUCAGCUCACUUCUAGGCAGAGCGAGGCAUACGGAGACAAGAAGAGGAGCACGGACGCUUCACGCAGACAGACGCGCGAGACAAGGUCGGCGGUGCGUUACGAGCCGUUCUGCGACGCUCCAGACGCGCGUGUUCUGCGCUCUCUCCACGGGUUGGAUUCCAGGGGUCUUAAAUCUGGAGGCGGGGACCCGGGGAUGAGCCUGCUGUCGGGGGGCUUCGGCAUGGCGGGCUGGGGGUCCUGUUGGGUUCUGAUGCUGCUCGCGCUCUGGAGGCCCGGUGCCGCUUGUCCGGAGCUCUGCACGUGCACUGGCGUGCGGAUCUCGUGCGUGGAUGCGGAGCGCAGCAUUAUGGCUUUUCCCAUGCUGCAGUCCGAGGCAGAGAUGGAGAAUAUCACAGAGAUGUAA